UAACUUUGCGCAGCAUAGUAUUCAUUCUCCUUGCAGAUUCAUGAGACAGGCAUGGGUGUAGACAGCUAUAAGUGGGGUCCUUCCUCCAAAAGAGAAAGCAGCACGUGGGGGAGAGGCUGGGACCGGCUGGCAGUGAAGAACACACUGUCUCCUCACCAUGCCGACCCUAUAUCUUUCCCCACAUCCCGACAACUUCCAGAAUCUGUGUGUGCUUGUUGCAGCCCGCUAUGGCCAUCAGGAGCCCAAGGUGGUCAGUCUGCUCCCUAACACGGAGCUGGAGAACCCUUCCUUCUCCAUCCCCAAGCUCCCAGCUCUGGAGAUACAAGCCGGCAUCUGUGUGUCUGGGCCUGCUGCUGUCUCUUACCUCCUCUCCUCAGAUGCCUUGAGAGGGCAAGGUCCUGGAGCCGGUGCCUUGGUCCGGCAGUGGAUCAGCUUUGCUGAUUUGGAAGUUGCUCCUGCGGCUUGUGCAGCAGCUUUUUCAGUGCUGGGGGUUUCCAAGCAAAAUAAACAGGUGACAGACCGUGCUCUGGCAGAACUUCGAAAUCUCCUUGGGGUGCUGGACAGUCACCUGAAGCUCCGGACAUACUUGGUGGGGGAAGCUGUGACGUUGGCUGAUGUGACAGUUGCUUGUGCUCUGCUAUUGCCAUAUAAAUACGUCUUAGACCAAGCUCUUCGCUCUUCUUACAUCAAUGUUACCCGUUGGUUUCUCACCUGCAUCAACCAGCCAGAAUUCCAAGCUGUUCUGGGUCCAGUGAAGCUGUGUGAGCAGGCACUUGGAGCAGUUCCCUCAAAACAGAAUCUCAGAGAAUCAGCCACAGGCUCUGAAACUCAGUUGCCAGAGAAGAAGGACUUAACAGAGCCACCCCCUAAAAGUGCAUCUCAACUAAAGAAAGAAGCAAAGAAGAAAGAAAAACUGGAAAAGUUUCAGCAGAAGAAAGAAAAAAGCCAGCAGCAGCAGCAAGGCGAAAAGAAGCCAAAAGCAGAGAAGAAGGAGAAGAAAGAUCUUGGGAUCAUAACCUAUGACAUCUCAACCAAACCAGGGGAGAAAAAAGAUGUGGCUUCCCCAAUGCCAGAUUCCUACAGCCCUCAAUACGUCGAAGCUGCCUGGUAUCCUUGGUGGGAGAGCCAGGGAUUUUUCAAACCAGAGUAUGGGCGUCGCUGUGUCUCUGAGCCAAACCCCAGAGGCAUCUUUAUGAUGUGUAUUCCGCCACCCAACGUCACGGGAUCACUCCAUCUUGGUCAUGCACUCACCAAUGCCAUCCAGGACUCCUUGACUCGAUGGCACCGGAUGAAAGGGGAGACCACCCUGUGGAAUCCAGGCUGUGACCACGCGGGCAUUGCCACCCAGGUGGUGGUGGAGAAGAAGCUUUGGAAGGAGCAAGGGAAGACUCGGCAUGAUCUUGGGCGGGAGCUGUUCAUUAAGGAGGUCUGGAAGUGGAAAAAUGAGAAAGGGGAUCGGAUUUAUCAUCAACUGAAGAAGCUGGGGUCCUCAAUGGACUGGGAUAGAGCCUGUUUUACCAUGGAUCCUAAACUCUCUCGUGCUGUUGAAGAAGCAUUUAUCCGAUUGCAUGAAGAAGGUGUCAUCUAUCGCAGCAAACGCCUGGUCAACUGGUCAUGCACCCUGAACUCAGCCAUCUCUGACAUAGAGGUGGAUAAGAAGGAGUUAACAGGCCGAACUCUCUUGCCUGUGCCUGGCUACAAGGAGAAAGUUGAAUUUGGGGUGCUGGUUUCCUUCGCCUACAAGAUUGAGGGCUCAGAUGCUGAAGUGGUGGUUGCCACAACCCGUAUUGAGACAAUGCUGGGUGACACAGCAGUUGCAGUUCAUCCUCAGGAUCCACGAUACAAGCACCUUCAUGGUCGGAGUGUUGUGCACCCCUUCACCAAACGACUCUUGCCUAUAUUGUGUGAUGACUUUGUAGACAUGGAGUUUGGAACUGGCGCAGUAAAAAUCACACCAGCCCACGAUCAGAAUGACUACGAGGUCGGCUUGCGCCAUGGACUCAAUUUCAUCACCAUUUUUGAUGAGGAUGGUUAUCUCAUCAACGUGUCCCCUCCCUUCCUGGGAAUGAAGCGGUUUGACGCUCGUCGAGCAGUGCUGCAAGCUUUGAAAGAAAAGGGGCUGUUCAAGGAGGUGAAGGACAAUCCCAUGGUGGUCCCAGUCUGCAGCCGCUCUAAAGAUGUGGUGGAGCCCCUGCUGAAGCCCCAGUGGUACGUGCGUUGUGAUACAAUGGCCCGAGGAGCAGCCGAGGCAGUGCGCCGAGGUGACCUGCGCAUUGUGCCAGACUUCCACCUUAAAACCUGGUUCAAUUGGAUGGACAAUAUUCGGGACUGGUGCAUCUCUCGGCAGCUGUGGUGGGGCCAUCGCAUCCCAGCAUAUUUUGUGACUGUCAAUGACCCUUCUGUGCCACCGGGAGAGGAUAUGGAUGGCAAAUACUGGGUAAGUGGUCGAAGUGAGCAGGAAGCCAAAGAGAAAGCUGCUAAAGUCUUCAAGGUGACUGCGGAUAAAAUCUCCCUUCGUCAAGAUGAGGAUGUCCUGGACACCUGGUUCUCCUCUGGUCUGUUCCCUUUCUCCAUUUUUGGGUGGCCAAAUCCUAAUGAAGACCUCCAUGUUUUUUACCCUGGGACUCUCCUGGAGACUGGACAUGAUAUCCUCUUCUUCUGGGUGGCCCGAAUGGUUAUGUUGGGUCUAAAGCUCACAGGGAAGUUGCCGUUCAGAGAGGUUUACCUUCAUGCCGUUGUUCGGGAUGCUCAUGGCAGGAAGAUGAGCAAAUCCCUGGGAAAUGUGAUCGAUCCAUUGGACGUUAUUACUGGCAUCACACUGGAGGGCCUGCAUGCUCAGUUGCUAGAUAGCAAUUUGGACCCGGCUGAAAUUGAGCGAGCAAAACAAGGACAGAAAUCUGAUUACCCCAACGGGAUCCCUGAAUGUGGGACAGAUGCCCUCCGCUUUGCUCUUUGCGCUUACACAUCUCAAGGUCGGGACAUUAACUUGGAUGUGAACCGGAUUCUGGGCUAUCGGCACUUCUGCAACAAACUCUGGAACGCAACCAAAUUUGCUAUCCGUGGCCUUGGGGAGGGAUUCCAGCCACAGACCAGGCCUGAGCCCAGUGGCUCUGAGAGCCUCAUUGACCGGUGGAUCCUGAGUCGCCUGAGCCAUGCCGUGGAAUUGUGUGAUACUGGCUUCCAAGCGUACGACUUCCCUGGCAUCACCACAGCCAUCUAUAAUUUCUGGCUCUAUGAGCUUUGCGAUGUUUACCUGGAGUGCUUAAAACCCGUGUUUGCUGGUCAAGAUGAGGCCGCCAUUCGGACAUCCCGCAAUGCUCUCUACACCUGCUUAGAUGCUGGCCUUCGUCUUCUCAGCCCGUUCAUGCCGUUUGUCACAGAAGAACUAUUCCAGCGGCUGCCCCGGCGGUGUCCCUCCUCGGACCCUCCCAGCAUCUGCGUCACCUCUUACCCCAGCACUGAAGAGUACCGCUGGAGAAAUGAGGGCCUGGACAAUAUAGUUGAUUUUGUGUUGAACAUUAUUAAGGCUGUGCGUUCCCUUCGAGCAGACUACAACCUCACCAAGACCAAAGCUGAUUGUUAUUUGCAGUGCCUGGAUUCAGAGACUGUGGCGGCUGUUGCUCAGUGCUCCGAAUACAUCCGCACUCUUUCUUCCUCCAAGCAAGUGUUGAUUUUGGAGCCCGGAAAAGCAGCCCCUUCUGGCUGCGCGGUGGCCAUCGCCUCUGAUAAAUGCACAGUCCACCUUUUGCUAAAGGGAUUGAUCGAUGCUGAGAAAGAGAUCUCCAAACUGACCAACAAAAAAGCAGAGCUGCAGAAACAAAUCCUGCGGCUGCGUGAGCGUGUGGAGAGCCCAGACUAUGCCGCUAAAGUGCCCGUCAAAGUCCAAGAGGCAGAUACAGUAAAGCUGAAGCAAAGCGAGACUGAGUUGCAGAAGUCGGAAGAAGCCAUUGAGAACUUCAAGAAGAUGCUCUGAAAUCGGCAGAAGGGAAGCUCCAGUGUUGACAUUAAAUGCUAAUCUUGAGGAUGGCAGUGGGCAGAGAAACCGUUUAAAGCAAACUCCUUUCCAUUGAGAAGGGAGGACCCAUUAUUUCUGUUUGGCUAUUCUUAGUUUAUUCUAUUUUCUUCAGAGACAUUAAAAUAUUUUGCUGACUUAGAA
Anolis carolinensis (green anole) is the source of this 4156-nucleotide messenger RNA. RefSeq names its product valyl-tRNA synthetase 1 (gene vars1). Gene Ontology annotation, biological process: valyl-tRNA aminoacylation. Lineage: Eukaryota; Metazoa; Chordata; Lepidosauria; Squamata; Anolidae. Gene Ontology annotation, cellular component: cytosol. Gene Ontology annotation, molecular function: aminoacyl-tRNA deacylase activity; valine-tRNA ligase activity; ATP binding. Bases 158 to 3973 code for a protein of 1271 amino acids. The record is from RefSeq and is a predicted model, not a curated record. The transcript is spliced from 31 exons.